GCGAGGGGAGCUCCUCGGCUGCUAGGCCUGUGCAUGCUCCCGACAGAUGCGCGUGGCUCCUUUCGCCACGUGGAGUCUAUUGCUGGUGACAGGGCUGUCCCACGACGCGCGGGCAGGGGUAGCGCCAGCUGUGAGGUCGACGCAGAAACACAAGACGGGUGCAACGAUCUGGGUAAGAGAUGGAGUUGGAGGGGGAGCUACGACGUGGAUCAGACAAAUGGAUGAUGACCUUGGAGAAGGGAUGCAGGCGGUUACAGGUGAUCGUGGGGGAGCUGUCUUUGCGGUCACAUGAGGAGCCAGAGGUCGAAGGGGGACUGAUUUCUCUGGCUGAUUGGUUGAAAGAUAUGACUGACGACAUGCUGGAUAUCAUCUGGGAGCUGGACGAGGGGCCGGAUCCCCAGCUGGAAGCCUGCAUCGAUCGGAGGAGGGCAGAUGGCAUGAUGUCUACCUGCUAUGCCCUCUUCACUGAGGGUCGCAACCUGCGCUAUAUGUUUGCGGACCGGCUGGAGGGCAAUAACGACAUGGAGGAUGAGGACUGGCAGGAGGAUGGAGCGAAGGAAGACGAAGAUAACUCCGACGUCAACAACAACAACAACAACAACAACAACAACAACAACAACAGCAACAACAGCAACAACAACAACAACAACAACAACAACAACAACAACAACGACAACAACGACAACAACGACAACAACAACAACAACAACGGCCACAGCGACAACAACAACGGCGACAGCAUUAACAACAACAACUACAACGACAACAAUAAUAACAACGACGACAAUAACAGCUUCAAGAACGACAGUGCGGUCGGGGACGACGGUAAAAGCAACAACAAGGACAACAACAACAACAAAAAAAACAAAAACAACAACGAUGACCACAGUAACAGUGGAACUGGCAGCAGUGACCGUGCAACCAAUUUCAUCAUCAGAAUGCUAAUUUGGCCUGAGAUGGAUUCGGUGGAGGAGCUACAACAUCGUGCGGAGGAAUGGCUUGACACACUGGGAGAGGGGAGCAAGCAGCUGCGGAUGAUAGUGGGGAUGCUGAUGCUGCGGAGGCAGGGGGGGGUGGAGAUCGAUGGGGGGGCGAUCUCUAUGGAGCAGUUGUUAGAUGAUAGGAUCCAGGAGAUGCUGGACGUCAUGUGGGAGCUGGAGGAGGGGACGGAUCCUCGGCUCGAACCCUACAUCGACUGGAGGCGGGCGGAUGAUGGGAUGGGUGUGUGCAAAGGCCUCUUUAUAAAGGGCCGCAAUUUUCGCUAUCAGUUGGAGAGCGAGAUGGGUGACAAGGGCGACAUGGAUGAUUGGGGGGAGGGAGGAGUGGAUGCCAGCGAAGAUAAUUGCGGCGACGACACUGGCGAUAGCAACACCAGAAACAACAACAACAACAACAACAACAACAACAACGACAACAAUGACAGCAACGACGACGACAACAACAACAACAAUAACAACGGCAGCGACGUAGGGGUUGAUUGCUGCAACGACACUGGCGACAGCAACAUCAGCAACAACAACAACAACAAAAACAACAACAACAACGACAACAACAGCAGCAACGACGACGACAACAACAACAACAACAACAACAACAACAACAACAACAACGGCAGCAACGCUGGGGUUGACAACAAAAACAGCAACUACAACUACAACAACAAUAAUGAUGGAGGCAGUGACGACGAUGGUGGCAGCGACGAUCAUGGCAGUCGCAACAACAACAACAAUAACACUCACGAUAGCGGCAGCACCAGGGUUGAGAGCGGAAUUGGGGAUGAUAUCAACAACAACAGCGAUGAUGGCGAUAGUGAUGACGACAGAGGCAGCGAUGACCAAGGCAGCAGUGGACCUGAAAAGGUCCUGAAAGCCUCAGCACGACGGGAGAGAUGCCGCACGCUAACGUGGAGAGGGUUGGGAUUGAUAAGUGGUUUGCCAUCUCCCCCUCCCUCGCCCCCUUUAACCUCGUUAUCUGGUUGAGAGUAGGAGUGGGAUAAUCGCUGUUGAUUGGUGUUGCUAAUUGAUGUUGAGUGGUGUUUCCCGGCCCGCAAUACCAAUCAACAAUGGAGUGUUAAGGGGGGCCGGUUAGGAUCUAGAUUGCGGGUGGUCAAUGCUUCCCUAGCGCGGGGAAGCAAUCAAUGCCCCCGCUCACACACAUAUCAUAUCACUCAUAUAGUUUGAUUGAUAAAGAUCAUACACUUCA
Molecule: messenger RNA, 2202 nt
Organism: Chara braunii
Lineage: Eukaryota; Viridiplantae; Streptophyta; Charophyceae; Charales; Characeae
Source: the annotation of a GenBank genome assembly